UCUCUCUUCUUUUCUAUUUGGUUAUCGCAACGAAACGCUGUCGUGUGCUUAACCCUUUUCUUUCAGAAAAACUCUCUCUUUGUCUGUCAAGCAAGCGUCUCCCUUGUUCCACUCUCUCGCUCUCCUGUAAAGAAAGCAAAAAUCUUUCCAAGUAUUGUUAUAUUUUAUCAAAAAUUCGUUUUUGUGGUGUAGUUUUAAGCAGCGGCAGAAGUCCACUUCGCGAGUAACAAUUGUAUCCUGUGAUAGUCCAUAAGGUAAUGAAAACUACUCUUUAUGGCUUCGAAACUCAUUCGAAUCGCAUCCUACGAAGCUGAAAAUCAGCUAGAACUCUCUCUAAGACAAGCUUUUGACCUUCUCGAAUCGAAUCUAAGACCCCCUUUUCCGUUAACUAUCCCAAACCCCCAAGAAUACACUCUGCUUAAUCAAGCUAUUCUUUAUGGUGUUUUAAUCGAACCCCAUUUCGCCAAAAUCCAUAUCAAGCACUUACAUGCUAUUGUCAUUGAUGGGUACAAGCUGUUUUCAAAUUUACUUGUUGGAAUUGUUAACGAAUUGUAUGGAAAGCUUGUUGAUUCAGUUAAAGAUCAGUUAAUUUGGGUUACUAAAGAAAUGAUUGAUGUUUCCGCUGUAGGGAUUGAUAGUUUGUUAGUGUGUUUAUUGAGGCAAAUUGUUGGUGGUGAUUUUAGUGAUGGGAAUCUUUGGUUAUGUUUCGAGUUAGUGAGUCUUUGUUUAAGUAAAUGGGAUUGUUUGUUACAAGAAGAGCCUAUAGUUUUGACUAGUGCAUUGUAUACAUUUCUUCGGUUAUUAGCUGAUCAUUGUAGGGUGUUGAGUAAUCCGAAGCUAGAGAUGUUGAGGCAAUUGGAGAUUGAGUUUUGUGUCAAAAUGUUGAGGGAGCAGUUUUGUCUUUGUUUGAAGAUAGGGAGGGACCUUGUUCGAUUAUUACAAGAUUUGGUUCAUAUACCUGAGUUUAAAUCAAUAUGGAAGGAUUUGGUUUUGAAUCCAACUGAGUUUAGAACUUCUGAGUAUUCGGAUAUUUCACAGUUGUAUUGCAUAAGGACUUCGAGUCGUUACUUUUUACUCCGGAUCACUCCUGAAAUGGAAACACAAUUGCGGUUUUUACUCUCACAUGUGAUGCUUGGGAGCCAGAAGCGAUAUCAGACAUGGUUUGCAAAGAAAUUUCUUUUAGGGCCAGAGAGAGAGAGUCUUGUUGUUGAUAUUGUCCGGUUCAUUUGCUGUGCACACCACCCGCCUAAUGAAAUUAUUCAGUCAAAUGUUAUUCCCAGAUGGGCUGUUAUUGGUUGGCUACUAAAAUGUUGUAGGAAGAAUUAUAUUGAAGCUAAUGGGAAGCUAGCAUUGUUUUAUGAUUGGCUCUUUUUCAAUGAAAAAAUGGACAAUGUUAUGAAUAUUGAACCUGCAGUGCUAUUGAUGGUAUGCUCCUUGCCUAAAUAUAUUGACUUCACUCACUCCCUUCUUGAGUUUCUGCUUCUUCUUGUGGACAACUAUGAUUUGGACCACAAAAACAUUAUAGUUAGGGGUGUAUCAUCAGCUUUUAAUACACUUGUUCUGAAAGGAGUGGUACAUUCGUUGGAUGUUUUGAUCCAUUGUGAUGCACUUUCUUCUUCUAUAAGAGAAAGCCUUCAGAAUUUAUUGUUGAGUUCUCAAGCUAAAGUUCCUAGUGAUUUGCUUCUAGUUGAUCUUCCUGAUCACUCUACACCAUCCUUGAGUUUGCCUGAUGUGUCAUGUCUGGGAACCCCUACCCCAUCCCUGAAGGAGCAAUUUACUUGUGAAAGGAAAGAUGGAUUAAGCACCAGAGCUGCGGUUGCUUCUGUUCCAGCUUUAGAUAAUUCAGUUACUACAUCUACUUUGCAUGUUGUUGCUAAUGACAAUGAAGUAGAUGCUACUGAGAGAUUAGAUGAAAGGCUUCAAACUUUGGAGGGAAUUCUUUUGUCAUUUGUGAAUCAAUGUAAUCAGAGAUCAACUGGUAAUUUGAUAUGCCGUGAGGAUCUAUCAUCUAAGAUAGCAAAGGAAUUUGAGUCAAAUGGAUACCAACUCUUUACUUCUCUUGGCAGUCUUUGUGAUAUUGCUGACUGUGAUGAUGAAAUUGGUUCUGCCACAGCAUUAAUUAUUCGUACUUUCAUCUUUUCUCAGAAUAAAAGGGUAGAGGAAAUGCUUGUGCUCUGGGCAAGGAAUGCUCUUCCAGUUGGUGCACGUUUAUUAUCUUAUGCAUCGAGACUAGCAUAUGAGGCAAAUGCAACAGGUUGUUUGGGAAAUGCAGUUUCUGUGGAUAAAGUAAGUGAGUCAGGGAUGCCAUUGUUGGCAUAUCAUUUUGAUGGAUAUUUUAAUUUUCUUAACAGAAGAAAAGGAGAUUCCUCUGAUGGCUUCCUUUCUUCUUCUGAAAUGGGUGAGAAGUCCAUUGCUGAUUUGGUCAGUAGUGCUUUUACUGCUUACAAGUGUUUUCUUUUGUCCUCGAGAACCAUCUUAGACAAAGAAACAGAUACCAUUCCAUCAAAGCUCCUCUCUUCUGACUUAAAGGAAUGUUCUGAUUGGAAAAGGAUAAAAGCAAAAUAUUUAUUGUCCAGCGUCUUUUGUUAUCUUUCAGAUUUAGCCAUUGGUGAGGAAGACAUUAUCAGAUUGCUCAUAGAAAAAUUAGAUUAUGCAGAUCUUACGGAAAUGCAGUUUGAAAUUGGCUUGAAGAAGUUCUCUUUAUUUGGAGGCAAUCCUAAGCCUGUUUUCCAUUUAAUUAAGAACUCUCUCAAUUGGAACUGUCUUGAGCAGCAUAAAUUCUGGGGCUUGGUUAGAUCAGAGCUUUCGGUUUCUGAGGUUCGGGUUGAGAAGAUCAUUUUAGAAUUUUUCUGCUCCAGUGAAAUAGAUGCAAACCUUUGUGCUAUAGCAGUCGGAGGCCUUCUGACUCUCUGCAGUUCUUGUGCACCUAAACCAGAACUUGUCGGUGCCAUCAUGUCUUUGCCUAAUAAUUUGUUCCAGGACUUUGCUGCAGCUGCUUUGGCUACAUGGGCUGUGUCUAACACCUCAAUGCUAUUUGACAGCUUAACUGUGUUUGCAGAGAAACUUAGAAAUAAAAGCACAGAUUCCACUUUCUUGAAUUCAACUGAGAUUAUGAUCAACCAAUCUGCCAUUUUAUGGCUGUUGAACUACUUUAAUGCACAAGGGAUGAAUGGGUCCAACAUGUUGAGCAACUUUUGCCCCAACAUUUAAGGAAGUCAAGAGGGUGGGUUUGAGCCAGGAAUGCACCUUGUCCCUGCCUCCAGUUUCUAAAUUAGAGGUGGCAAUCAGUCUGGUCAGGGUGGGUUCUGAUAAGGUCAUUUUGGAUUCUAGCUGCUUCUGGGUACGGGUCUUUUUGAGUUUGGGUCAGUUUGGGUUCAGGCUACUCAAGUUAUUUUUUAAGAUUUUAAGAGAUAAUCAUUUAGCAUGCUUUUUGAGACUGGUUCGAGUUCGGGUUCGGGUCCUUUCAGAUUUGGGUUUUUUCAGGUUCUGGCUGUUUUGUUUUCUCAUUUUCUCGGGUUUGGGUCUUUGACUUUUUUGAUCAAACCAAUGCCGAACGAGUUCAGACUUUUUGGGCAGGUUUUUGGAUUCGGGUUAUGCCACCUGUACCCAAAAUAUUGGCAAUAUUUUGGACUGAAAAGCCAUCAUGAUGGAAGCAGAAUAUGUAAGCCAUAUAGGUUGCGGCCUAUCUGGAAGCCUAUCUGCCACAGAUAUCCUCUGCCCGAGGAAAAGUAUCAGUCCUCAUCACUUAUAGAUAAUGACAGAUCACUGGAUUUGAGAUGAACUUUGAAGAGAAAUUAAAUGGUUUUCGAAACUAUGAAUGCAGUUGAAGCAGUUUAGUGAGAAACAAGCUGAACAAUGGUGGGCAGAGAACACUCAGAGCGAGAGUAUAUGAGCAAUACUUUGUUUUUAUGAUUGUCGAGUCUAGUGUUGGUGUUGGGACUGAGAACUUGGCUCAUUAACACAAUGAAAUAACCACUUGGCUCUGGUCUUUUCACGAUUUUGAUCCCAAUUAUUGGGAUCCCAAUUGAUCACUUAUAUUCAUCAAAAGAUGAGGGAAGCAGAAAUUGUACUAGUGAGACAACUUUGAUAGGUUUAAUAGGAUUUUCUUUUUGGCUAAAAUAUUAAAUGAAUCUAUGAACUUUU
Molecule: messenger RNA, 4143 nt
Organism: Durio zibethinus
Lineage: Eukaryota; Viridiplantae; Streptophyta; Magnoliopsida; Malvales; Malvaceae
Product: embryo defective 2739
Cellular component (GO): cytoplasm
Source: RefSeq, a predicted model, not a curated record